This is a messenger RNA of Drosophila eugracilis, 2449 nucleotides long. It is a transcript of the gene Mer, whose product is annotated as moesin/ezrin/radixin homolog 2. NCBI's taxonomy places the organism in Eukaryota, Metazoa, Arthropoda, Insecta, Diptera, Drosophilidae. Gene Ontology annotation, biological process: regulation of cell shape; positive regulation of protein localization to early endosome; regulation of gliogenesis. Gene Ontology annotation, cellular component: plasma membrane; adherens junction; cytoskeleton. The record is from RefSeq and is a predicted model, not a curated record. Gene Ontology annotation, molecular function: actin binding; cell adhesion molecule binding. Bases 348 to 2252 code for a protein of 634 amino acids. The transcript has 5 exons.
CUUGUUAUGCGUUUGCAAAUUCAAUGUAAGCAACUGAAUGAGUAACCUUCACUUUUUAACCCCAGAGGUGAAACCUGUUGUGUUCCGUCUUGCCUGCAGCCCAGAAUUGUCAUUGUCCGGAGCACAGAUUUGGCUGCAAAAUGAGACAGUGCGCUAUUAGAGAGGACCGCAGGAGCAGCAAUCAGGAAGCGGCCCGCUAGCUGGCAUAGGAGCAGCAGGAUAAGCGGGCGAGGACAGCAACAAGUCCUUUUGCACGCAACAAGUUAUCACAGAAAGACCAGACCACCAGUACGGCGUAUAUAUCGCCAUCAAAAGUGCUUGAUUCCAAACCCACAUCACAUAACAGAAUGAGCCCCUUCAGUUCCAAGAAGAAUCGCUCUCUGUCGGUGCGGGUCAGCACGUUCGACUCUGAGCUGGAGUUUAAACUGGAGCCCCGCGCCUCCGGCCAAGAUCUGUUCGACCUAGUGUGCCGCACCAUCGGGCUGCGCGAGUCGUGGUACUUUGGACUGCAAUAUGUCGACACGCGCAGCAAUGUCUCCUGGUUAAAAAUGGAGAAGCGGGUGCGGGAUCAGCGAGUGGAGCUGCACGCCAGCAACAAUGUGUACGUGUUUAGCUUUUACGCCAAAUUCUUUCCGGAGAACGUCAGCGAGGAGCUGAUCCAGGAGAUCACGCAGCACCUGUUCUUCCUGCAGGUCAAACAAAGCAUACUAUCCAUGGACAUCUACUGCCGGCCAGAGGCGUCCGUUCUCCUGGCUUCCUAUGCGGUGCAUGUGCAGUACGGGCCGUAUGACUACGAGACCUAUAAGGACGGCAUGCUGGCCGGAGGCGAACUUUUGCCAAAGGGGGUGACAGACCAGUACCAGAUGACGCCCGAGAUGUGGGAGGAACGCAUCAAGACUUGGUAUAUGGACCACGAGCCAAUGACGCGCGAUGAGGUGGAGAUGGAGUACCUGAAGAUCGCACAGGACCUGGACAUGUACGGAGUGAACUACUUUCCUAUUACAAAUAAGAACAAAACCAAAUUGUGGCUGGGUGUCACCUCCGUGGGCCUGAACAUCUACGACGAGCGCGAUAAGCUAACGCCAAAGACCACGUUCCAGUGGAACGAGAUACGGCACGUCAGCUUUGACGAUAACAAGUUCACCAUUCGCCUGGUGGAUGCCAAGGUCUCGAAUUUUAUAUUCUACUCACAGGACCUGCAUAUCAACAAGAUGAUUCUUGACCUGUGCAAAGGCAACCAUGAUCUGUACAUGAGGCGACGCAAGCCCGACACCAUGGAGAUCCAACAGAUGAAAGCACAAGCCAAGGAGGAAAAGCAACGUCGCCAAAUUGAGCGCAAGAAGUUUAUCAGGGAAAAAAAGCUGCGUGAGAAGGCGGAGCAUGAGCGAUACGAGAUGGAGAAGAGCAUGGAACACCUGCAAAACGAGAUGCGUAUGGCCAGGGACGCGCUGCGGCGUUCUGAAGAGACCAAGGAGCUGUACUUCGAGAAGAGCCGCGUCAACGAAGAGCAGAUGCAGCUGACCGAGUGUAAGGCGAAUCAUUUCAAAACAGAAAUGGACCGUCUGCGCGAGCGACAAAUGAAGGUUGAGCGCGAGAAACAUGACCUGGAGAAAAAGAUCCGUGAUGCCGACUUCUAUGUCCACCAGCUGACGGUGGAGAACGACAAGCGGGAGGCCGAGACUGAAAAGCUGCGCAAGGAGCUGAUCUGCGCCAAAAUGGCCGAGCGCGAGGCUACCGCCCGCCUGCUCAACUUCCUUAAUAGCGGUCGCAAGUCCUCCACAGAUAGCUUGUUGACCGCCUCAAGUGUCUCGCAUGCGGCAAACACGGCAUCCAGCAUGGCGGCUAUCAGCACGCCUUCGCUUACUACCAGUAGCUCAACCAAUGACAUGGAGACCGCCGGCGGUGCCGAGCUUACCACCCACUCGUCGCACUAUCUUGCCGACAACUCUAGCGGUAUUUCGGACGACUUCGAGCCAAAAGAGUUCAUCCUUACCGAUAACGAGAUGGAACAGAUCACCAACGAGAUGGAACGCAACCAUCUUGAGUAUUUGCGCAACUCUAAGAACCAAGUGGAAAACCAACUGCAGACACUUCGCUCCGAGAUCGCGCCGCACAAGAUUGAGGAAAACCAGAGAGACUUGGACAUUCUCAGUGAGGCGCAAAUUAAGGCCAAUGAGAACAAGUACUCCACACUCAAAAAGCUCAAAUCCGGCUCAACAAAGGCGCGCGUGGCGUUCUUUGAGGAGCUUUGACCAGCCUCCCAGCGUGGCUUCAUCACCUGUUCAACAUGACUAACUCCCUCAUCUAGCUGUACGAUAUUUGGUGUGUAUGCCUGUGCGCGUGCUAGAGUGUAUGAGUGCCUUAACCGUAGUUGUACUAUACUAUAAUAAAUGUUUUUCGAUUGUUUACUCAAGCCGCUGCUGUAAUAAAACUUAUUACAAGGCCUGGA